AUGACUACAGGGACCACCAAAGCAGUAGACCGUUUCGUCCGGGUCGGCGACCUCAAACUGCACUACCUGGAGUGGGGCGAGGCCGGCGCGCCGCCGGUAAUUAUGGUCCACGGCCUCAGCGGCAACGCCCAUAACUUCGACAAUCUGGCUCCCCACUUCGUGCCCCGCUACCACGUCAUAUCCGUGGAUGUCCGCGGCCGGGGAGACAGCGACUGGGCGGCCGACGCCAAUUACUCCAACGAUGCCUACGUUGCCGACCUGGAAGGGCUGCGACAGUCCCUGGGGUUCGAGCGGAUGGCGCUGGUGGGCACCUCCCUGGGCGGCCGCAUCUCCCUGACCUACGCCGGGACCUACCCCGACCGGGUGGAGCGCACCGUUCUGAACGACAUCGGCCCCGAGAUUGAUCCCCGGGGCGGCAGCCGCAUCGCCUCCAGCACCCGGGAUGCGGUAACCACCUUCGAGACCAUGGAAGAGGUGCUGGCCUGGCACUGCGAGCAACGGGUCGGCUUCAGUUCCCUCAGCGACGCCGACCAGCGGACUGUCGCCGGAUAUGCGGUAAAGGCCCUGCCCGGCGGCGGCUACACCUGGAAGAUGGACCCGGCGGUCCGCACCGACCCACGCCGACCCGACCCGGAAACGUCCUGGAACCUGGCCCGGGGCAUCCCCGGUCCGGUGCUGCUGGUGCGGGGCGGGAUCAGCGACCUCCUUUCGCCGGAGACAGCCCAGCGCAUGGUGGCGGAGAUGCAGGACUGCCGCAUGGUGGAAGUGCCCGGCGUGGGUCAUGCGCCCACCCUAGCGGAACCUGAGGCCUUUGGUCCGGUCAUGAAGUUUUUCUCCCUGGCCUGA
Molecule: messenger RNA, 846 nt
Organism: Geodia barretti
Lineage: Eukaryota; Metazoa; Porifera; Demospongiae; Tetractinellida; Geodiidae
Source: the annotation of a GenBank genome assembly